AAGAGCGGAGAGAGGCGGCGGCGGUGUCACCACCACCAACACGAGAACUGCGAUGGCGGAUGGCGGCGACGGCGGCGCCGGCUAUCUGAACAACCACAUCUCCUCCUCCACAAGAACUGCGGCGGCGGAUGGCGGCGGGGAAGACGUCGUGGGGGGUAGCCCUCCGCCGUUCAAAAUCCGCAAGCUGGGCGCUCCGGGUACGAGUUCAGUUGAGGCUUUGGAUCAGUGUGAGGCCAUGGCUGCCAGGGACGGCAAGAUCGGCGAGCGGAUGAAUUCGGAUGAGGUACACGGUGAGCAUGAGGACAAAACCGCCAUUCAGUCGAUGCCUGCCAGAGGCGAGCAUGUGGACACAGAGAUGACCCAAUUCAAGUGCGGCGAGGUUGCGGAUGAUGAGCUUCACAAGGACAAGAUCAAGAACAAGACGAGCCCGGAGGAGAUGGACCGAGGCAAAACAACUAGCUCCAUCUCCGAGCUGGAGAUCGAGCGGCUCUGUGUGCAGAUGGACGAGAUGGCGUCUUUAAUGAGAUACAGGAUCAAACCAUCAGCCCCACUCUGCAGCAGCAGCAGCAGCCUUGAGACUGAAGAUCAGCCCGUGAUCGACGGCAUCAGAAAAGAGUUGUCUGAUCUGCAGGGCAGCAUGUCCAAGCUCAAAUCGCAACUGAAACCUUUCUGGCACACCUACCCGUAUGAGGAGGAUUAUGUGGCGCCGGAGGAGGAGAAGAAUCCCAAGGAGAAGGCAAGGAAGCAGAUGGAGGAUGAUCAGGAGGUUUAUGAUUCCUACCUUCAAGACCUUGAAUCUAAAGUUGGACACUUUGGAUACGCAACCCUAGUGAGCCCCAUGCACUUUACACACUACACACCCAGACAGGUCCAAUCCGAUUAUACUACUCGUGGGAUCACCUUGCAGAUCUUCUCCUUCAAGAUUGCCAACAUCAGUUUGGACCUGGAAUGGCCACUCCUGCAUUGGCCACUCAAAGUGUACGGCGUCGUCGCCGCACGAGACAGUGUGGAUCGCAAGCGCAACGUUCUCUUCCACCGGCUAAGGGACAACUUCCAAGAGAUCACCGAAAAAGACCCCUUUCUGUGCUUGACUGGCCCAUCUCGUGCAAUCUCAGCAGAAUCCCCUCUUGAGUUUGAAGUCCAACUAAAACUCAAGGGCGGCGAAGCAAAGUCUGAAGACAGCGUGUUGAUCAAUAGAAAAGGCCAUUACAAUGGUUAUGAUACCCAUAAUGGUUUAUAUACUGUCACCUUUGACAACUGUCUUUGCACAGCCGAGUUAAGCCUGCAGAAACUGUAUCGUGGAGCAGUACAAGCCACUUUCUUGCGUGUCGGCAUUGUUAAAGGCAGUCAAAGCCCUUUCAGUUAUGGAGGCAGAGUUGCUUGCUCCUCACCACCUCAGAAAGAUGGUAGAGGCCCUGCCACUCCCACCCAAGUUGUAUUGCUUGAUUCUCGUUAUUGUGCUGGCGGGAAGAUGCCAAUAGGCGAAGAAGAUGGUUACCUUGAUCUGUCAAGGCAUGUUGUUUCUGUUGAAUUACGGACAGUGAGUGUAGAUUCUGAAGAAUUGGAAGAAACCCUGAAAGUUGUCAUAGAAGCCUACUCUCCCGGUGGUUAUGUGCAAGCUCAUGUCAUGGUCAGGCCUCAAUAUUGCGGCAUAAGUAAGCAUAAAUGUGACCUCAACGGCUCUAAGGUGAAGAUUACCAUUGCUUGGUCACCUAUUGUUAGCAGUGCUCUCACCAGAAAGGUUAUUCUGUGAGAGGGAUAUGUUCGAUGGUGCUCAAGUAUUUGAUCAGCUAUGUAAGAUGUGAACCUAUUGCUGUAUCGAUCUGUUAUGUAAUAUAUGUUUGACUGUGUGUA
Molecule: messenger RNA, 1854 nt
Organism: Triticum aestivum (bread wheat)
Lineage: Eukaryota; Viridiplantae; Streptophyta; Magnoliopsida; Poales; Poaceae
Exons: 3
Coding region: 53-1753 (566 amino acids)
Source: RefSeq, a predicted model, not a curated record